Messenger RNA from Fundulus heteroclitus (mummichog), 2021 nucleotides. RefSeq names its product paired box 9 (gene pax9). Gene Ontology annotation, molecular function: DNA-binding transcription factor activity, RNA polymerase II-specific; RNA polymerase II cis-regulatory region sequence-specific DNA binding. Bases 241 to 1257 code for a protein of 338 amino acids. Lineage: Eukaryota; Metazoa; Chordata; Actinopteri; Cyprinodontiformes; Fundulidae. Gene Ontology annotation, biological process: regulation of transcription by RNA polymerase II; anatomical structure development. The transcript is spliced from 4 exons. The record is from RefSeq and is a predicted model, not a curated record.
AAUGAGCGGGCGCAAACGCCUCGGGAAGCCCGGCCUCCCUAAUUUCAACAGAUUGAAAUGUAAGCCUGUCUCCGGCGCCUUCGGGAAACAGAAAGAGAAUUUUGUCCCCUCUUCUUCAUUUUGUCGCGCAAGAAGUGUUAUUUUAUUUUUCUCUCGAGGGUGGACACGCUGGACGCGCGGCAGGAUCCACGGAGGCGGUUCAGUGCGGACACCGUGUACUUCCUUUGCGGCUUCAACACGAUGGAACCUGCCUUCGGUGAGGUGAACCAGCUCGGCGGUGUCUUCGUGAACGGCCGGCCUCUCCCCAACGCCAUCCGCCUCCGCAUCGUGGAGCUGGCCCAGCUCGGGAUCCGACCGUGCGACAUCAGCCGCCAGCUGCGCGUCUCCCACGGCUGCGUGAGCAAGAUCCUGGCCCGCUACAACGAGACCGGCUCCAUCCUGCCGGGGGCCAUCGGCGGCAGCAAGCCGCGGGUCACCACGCCCACCGUCGUCAAGCACAUACGGACUUACAAGCAACGGGACCCGGGGAUUUUCGCCUGGGAGAUCCGGGACAGGUUGCUGGCGGACGGGGUGUGCGACAAGUUCAACCUGCCCUCCGUGAGCUCCAUCAGCCGGAUCCUGCGGAACAAGAUCGGGAACCUGGCGCAGCAGAGCCAGUACGAGUCGGGCAAGCAGGCGCCUCACCCGCCGCCGCAGCCAUCGUUACCCUACAACCACUUGUACUCAUACUCGGCGUCCAAAGUGCCCAAUCCGCCCGGCAUGCCCACUCUUCCCGGACACAUGGCCAUGCACAGGAUAUGGCCCUCCUCGCACUCAGUCACAGAUAUUCUGGGGAUUCGAUCUAUCACAGAGCAACAAAUUAGUGACAGUCCAUCCUUUUCCAGCGCCAAACUAGAGGAAUGGAGUGCUAUAAACAGGAGUAAUUUCCCACCAGCAAGCUCUUCACUAGUCAAUGGCAUGGAUAAGGCGCAUUUAGAACCCCACGAAGCAAAAUACACGCAGACGCCGAGUGGAUUGCCCACAGUGAACAGCUAUGUCACAGCGCCCAGCAUCCCUCCCUACCACCCUCCCACCCAAGUGUCACCCUACAUGGGGUACAGCGCCACCACGUCGGCCUAUGUGACCGGACCCACAUGGCAGCCGGCCAGUGGCAGUGCUCUAUCUCCCCACAGCUGUGACAUCGCCGCCCCUCUGGCCUUCAAGAGCAUGGCGGCCAGCCGUGACGGCUUCCACCCGGUCGCUGCGUCGGCGCUCUGAGGUCCCCUUCUGAGGACUGGAGACGAACAUGGGGGGAAACAGUGGAAGGAGUGGGGGGGUGAGAGCGAGUGGACAGGACAGGAGACUUCAGGUCUUGUUGUUUUUCUCCCUCUGCCACCCUUCUAUGAAGGACUCAGAGCCAUGAGUCGGUCCAUCGAGAGCAGGCCGCUUUCCCCCCCCAAACCCCCCCUCGACUCCCCCACUCCCCUUCAAGGUCAACACGGCGAGACCAAAGACUCACAGGGAGUAAACGGACAAUACAACAAACUCGUUGUCUAAAAAGAACUUGUGGAACAGGUGUUCUGAAGGGACUGGUGCGUGACCACCACUCCACCCAUCAACACAAUUCCUCUCAGAUCCUUAACUGCACAGUCUUUGGGCAGAAACGGGGUAAUGUACAACUUCAGACAUAUACAAUCAACCUAAGGGAAAACACUUUGCACAAGUGUUUCAGGGUGCUUGUUAAUUACUAUUGCUUUUUUUUUUUAAAUUUUUGUAUACUUCUUGUUGUUUAUGAUUUAAAAGAUGGAGCAGUGCUUUUCCCACUCCACUAAAAGUGAAGCCAAAGAAAGAGCUCCACACAGAAGUCUUAUUUAUUAGAUUAAGGUACGUUGAAUGAAGUGCAAUUAGCGUUGCAGAAUGCAUGGCAGUCUCCAUGCACAUUUGGACAGAAUUGGAAUUACGUUGCAGAGCAUUAACAAUUGACAAAUGUUGCACAGUGGAAUUGAAUGUAUCUUAUUAAAUUGUUUGGCUGUUUACUGGUU